AUGCAUCGCAACAGCCAGAAGAGGACGACGGGAUCCUCGACGNUGCUCGACCUUCCACAAAUCUACACCAAGCCUUCAUCGCAGCAACUACUAGAUACCCUAUCUCUGCUCAGUUUGGAACCUCAAUCAUGGGACAAGACUGCGACCCAAUCAAAACCCAAAGUGCGCUCUAAUGGCGUCCCUCAAUACCUCACACGAAUCGUCUCGAGCCCGUUAGACUGGAUUGAAGAUGACGUAGAGAAAGAGAAGAUUUGGGAUUCUGCUUCAUUACGCUUGAGCGAGCGUUCUGGUCGUACUGGCAUGGGUGCUAUUAGCCGUUCUUUCUCCAUACCUCUGGCUGCUGAGCCCACCAACAGCUCGAGUACCAUGAAGCCAGUCAUCACUAGCUCGCACGAACAGGAAACACCCCUCCAAGUCAGCAUACACGAACCUGCGCUUACCGAAGAUAAUCUUGGCCUCAAAACAUGGGCCUCAUCGUUUGUCUUUGCACGAAACUGGCAUGCUCUUCGCGAUCGCAUUCCUCUGAUUUUCGACAAGGAUGAGAAUGCAACAAUCCUGGAGCUGGGCGCUGGUACAGGUCUUGUCGGCAUUGCCGCAGCAGCUGUGCUAGGGGCAAACGUGCUAUUGACCGACCUACCUGAAAUUGUACCAAAUCUCGAACGGAACAUCGCGUCGAACGAAGGCAUGAUAAAAUCGAGAAACGGUUCUGCCCGUGUCGCUAUGCUUGACUGGACCGUCCCUGAAAAAAUCGUAUACCCCGAUAGGACAGAUGGAUCAAGUCGUCCCCUUGUCGCCGAGGAAGAAAGCUCAACUCAUCCUCUCAUUGUUGCCGCCGACCCUAUCUACUCCAAGGAACAUCCCGCGUGGCUAGUUCAAACAAUCAACUGCCACCUUAGUCAUGUCCCCGAUGCUCGCGUAUUGAUCCAGAUACCCAUUCGUGAAGCUUAUGCGGAAGAGCGCGCAGAUCUCAAGAAUCGCAUGGUUAGCAUCGGCCUGGAACUGUGUCAUGAGCAAACGGAAACAGGUUACGAUGAUUGGAGCGACGGACAAGGCGAGGAGCUGAGUGAAGUUGAGUGCUGGUUGGGCAUGUGGAAAUGGAAGGACGCAUAG
Messenger RNA from Aureobasidium musti, 1110 nucleotides. NCBI's taxonomy places the organism in Eukaryota, Fungi, Ascomycota, Dothideomycetes, Dothideales, Saccotheciaceae. The record is from the annotation of a GenBank genome assembly.